AUGGAACUGGUGUGCCGUUCCCAAGAAACACGGAAGUUCUACCAAAAGCUCAACGCAUCCCGCAACGGCUUCGUGCAGCGAGCCGAAAUGUGCAAGGAUAAGGACGGGAGCUUCUUGACGGACGGACGUAAGGUGAUUGAACGGUGGAAGCAGCACUUCGAUGCGCACCUGAUUGGCGAGGAGAACGUAGGCACGGGCGACCAGCGCAAUGGAGGAAACGACUACGUCAGUGCAGCAGAGGACGGAACUGAUCCAACUCCCACGCUGAGGGAAGUAAAGGAUGCCAUUCAACAGCUUAAAAACAACAAAGCAGCUGGUAAGGAUGGUAUAACACCCGAACUCAUCAAGAUGGGCCCAGAAAAGUUAGCCGCCUGCCUGCAACAGGAUCAGGGAAACAGAACAGCUACCGGAGGAGUGGAAGAAGGGGACCCAUUUAUCUACCAAAAAUCAAUUCCAUCCCGUAAUCAUCAUCAUUAUCAUCAUCAUCAUCAUCAUCAUCAUCAUCAUCAUCAUCAUCAUCAUCAUCAUCAUCAUCAUCAUCAUCAUCAUCAUCAAAGUCUUCCCAUUCCCAAUAACGGAGACGAUGGACGUGGCAAUGGUAGAUUCAUCCCUGGGCAUCGUAGAGGAAUCAAACAGCUAUGUGUGAAGCAUUACUUCUAA
Messenger RNA from Ochlerotatus camptorhynchus, 660 nucleotides. Its product is annotated as transcription factor Ken 2-like. The record is from RefSeq and is a predicted model, not a curated record. Bases 1 to 660 code for a protein of 219 amino acids. Lineage: Eukaryota; Metazoa; Arthropoda; Insecta; Diptera; Culicidae. The transcript is spliced from 2 exons.